This is a messenger RNA of Guyanagaster necrorhizus, 1212 nucleotides long. RefSeq lists its product as uncharacterized. The coding region runs from base 1 to 1032 and encodes 343 amino acids. Gene Ontology annotation, molecular function: structural constituent of ribosome. Gene Ontology annotation, biological process: mitochondrial translation. Gene Ontology annotation, cellular component: mitochondrial small ribosomal subunit. The record is from RefSeq and is a predicted model, not a curated record. Lineage: Eukaryota; Fungi; Basidiomycota; Agaricomycetes; Agaricales; Physalacriaceae. The transcript has 6 exons.
AUGUCUGAAGAGGACCGUCUAAUGCUAGAAGUCGAGGAAGAAGGCAUUCAGUCGGAGGAUUCCCUAGCUGAGCAGUCUGAGGAAGCUGCGGAAACUGUAACCGAGGAGAUGGACGAAUUCGAGGGGGAGUCAGAGGAGGAUGAAAGGCAGUCCGGCCACCCAAAGUCGUAUGCAACGUUCAUGGAGAAAAUUGGAGGGGAAUUUAAAGAAGCUACUGGGCCCAAGUGGCUUGGUGGAGAAAUCCCAUUCCCAAUGAAUCGUUCCUUUAAACCUCCUCCGCCUCUUUCGGACAGUCAUAGAUCAUUGAUCUACGGGGAGUACAUGAGAGACCCCGAGAAUAACAAUGUGAGAGCGCUAGCACAGCGCCAUCAUCUUAGUCUAGGUCGCGUUGAUGCUAUCCUGAGGUUAAAGGGAAUGGAACAUGCCUGGGUGAAGGAGGUGAGUUCAGUUCGUAUUACUCUCGUCGAUAAUGAGAUUUUCCAUUCAUCCGCGAAGUGUAAGACCGGUUGUGGUGCCUUACAUCGCGCAGUCAAUGGUUAUACCAAUUUCAACCCUGGUAAAACUCUUCAGACUGGUUUUCGUAUGGGCAUGGAGAAGUUGUUAUCCGUCCGGGAUAGCAGAAGACGCAUAAGAAGCAGAGAGGACGCCAACGAAGCUGAUGAAAUCGAGGAAGAGCCUGGACGUCAGGCCGCACGAGACCGAUAUGAACGACACUACUGGGAGUCUCUAAUGGAAGACGCGGAACCUGUUGUCCACAUGUCUCUCAAGCACUCAAAAGCUUUGGCUACUAGCAGGAGUGCCUCUGAUUAUCUUCACACUGAUGAUCCAAGGAUAAUGCCACGAGUCAGAAUACCUCGAUAUGUGAAGAAACCCAAGGAGAAAAUCCAGGUGGUGUCAAAAUCGUCGAGGCCGGACUUGAAGUUCGUGGAUGUCGGUAGCAAGUUUAUUGAUCAGCGCAGUCUCUUGAAGAGGUAUAAGGCUUCGGAGUGGAGGUUGGCAAAACGGAGAGAUAAGCGCGGCCUUCCGUCGUAGUCGUUUGUUCUGGAUCCACCAAUUUAUUCCUACCACCGAGUUCAAAAGGACUGAGAUAUUCUCAUUGCAAGGAGAAGUGCAUCGUGGUCGCCGAUAAUUACCCUGAAAUGACCUCGGCACGAUGCCUGCAUUAUUUGCGUGCUGGUGAUGUACAGGCUAUUCCUUAAUAAGUUUGAGUGC